Messenger RNA from Capra hircus (goat), 1132 nucleotides. RefSeq names its product fragile histidine triad (gene FHIT). The record is from RefSeq and is a predicted model, not a curated record. Gene Ontology annotation, cellular component: nucleus; plasma membrane; cytoplasm. Gene Ontology annotation, biological process: negative regulation of proteasomal ubiquitin-dependent protein catabolic process; diadenosine triphosphate catabolic process; purine nucleotide metabolic process. The coding region runs from base 372 to 821 and encodes 149 amino acids. The transcript is spliced from 9 exons. Gene Ontology annotation, molecular function: bis(5'-adenosyl)-triphosphatase activity; ubiquitin protein ligase binding. NCBI's taxonomy places the organism in Eukaryota, Metazoa, Chordata, Mammalia, Artiodactyla, Bovidae.
CCGCGGAGGCUUCUGGGAGUUGCAGUCCCUCUUCUUGCUUCCCGGAGGGCUGGUACUCCACCUCGCAGCCUGCCAUUUGGCGAGUGAGGUGUCUCCUGGUGGAUGAAGUUUCACUUCAGCCGUUGCAUGGAGCAGCUCCUUGACUUGGAACUACAACUUCCACUUGGCGCUGCGUUUUUGGCUGCCAAUCUUGAGCCGAGUCUAUUGAGAAAGCUUUGAAGCUCAGCAAAGAAGGGAAAUCCAUUGAGAACAGUCUGUAAAGGUAUUCCAGGACUGCCAACCUGUCGACAGCCUCUGCAGAAACUCUGCGCACCCUUCUGUUGAGCACUCUGAGGAAGUAACAGUCUUCAGACAGACUUCAAUUUGAGGAAAUGUCAUUCAGAUUUGGCCAACAUCUCAUCAAGCCCUCCGUGGUGUUUCUCAAAACAGAACUGUCCUUUGCCUUGGUGAACAGGAAGCCUGUGGUACCUGGACAUGUGCUCGUGUGUCCCCUCCGGCCAGUGGAGCGCUUCCGAGACAUGAGUCCCGAAGAAGUGACUGACUUGUUUCAGGCAGCACAGAGAGUCGGCACGGUGGUGGAGAAGCAUUUCCAGGGCACCUCGCUCACGUUUUCCAUGCAGGAUGGCCCCGAAGCCGGACAGACUGUGAAGCAUGUUCACAUCCACGUUCUUCCAAGGAAGGCUGGAGACUUUCACAGGAAUGAUAGCAUCUAUGAUGCGCUCGAGAAACACGACAGAGAGGAUCAAGACUCCCCAGCCUUGUGGCGGUCAGAGGAGGAAAUGGCGGCUGAGGCUGCAGCGCUGAGGGGCUACUUUCAGUGACGCAGGCACGGAAGGAAGAGGAACAAAUCCCCAGGCAUAAGGAAACGGGCCUCAUGCUUCAGGGCCCUGGGCCUUGGAAAUGCAGCUAAGCAAACUUUAUUACAUCCUACAAUUCGACAGCCUUUUGCAAAGCAUUUUAUUAUGCUUGUGGAAGCCAACGGGGUUAUGUUUCAAUCACCGUGACUGACAGGCUGCCUUCAAAACCACGGCACCCACUUGCCCUUCCACACUUCCUCAGCUACGUACGUAGAAUAGAACUUUCCUAAUUUGUCCCUUGGCCUGGAUGGGAAAUAAAAAUGCUAGUUAAAAUA